CCAGAGCCUGGUUCUGGUCCAGGCCCUUUGCUCUAAAAAGCAGCCAACCUGGGCCCUGCCCUGGAAGGCCUUGAGAUCUGGUGGAGGAGUUACACCCAGACCCAGAUGGACAGUUACAAAGCGGGAGCGUCAGUGAGUAGUAUUCUGAAUAAUUGAUAGGAACUGGGGCUCUGAGCCCAACUAUCUGGCUUUGAAUUUGGGUUUCACUUCUUACUACAAUAGCUUUGUGAAUUUGUACAGGUGGCUUCCUUUCUCUGAGGUUCAGUGUCCCCUCCCCCCAGGUGGGGAUAAUAGUACCUACCACAUAGGGUUGUUGAAAUGAAAUGAGAACAGGUAUUUAACGCACCUGGUUCAGUACUUGGUAUUAGGAUUAUUACUGUUGUUAUUUUUAAAGUAUUUCAAUAACAGCUCCCCCAUCAUCCAUGUGCCAGAUAUUGUAUUUGCCACUGGGACAUAGCAGAGACCAAGGCAGUCCUAGCAAUCCCCAGUGACCUGGGGCUUGAAAUCCAGUCGGGGAGACAAACACAUUAAUAGACAGUGAUAGCCCAGCGUGGGUAGGACUGUGAUGGAGGAACCCCACGGGCCUGGGGGAACCCAGAAGAGGUGCCUGACCUGGGAGUCGGAGAGAGGUCUUCCUGGAGGAGGACAUAUCUGAGUUGAGACCUAAAGGACCAGUAGGAAUCAGCUAGGAGGAGGAGGGUUGCAGGGCAAGGGAACAGCCUGUGCAAAGGCCCCAGCCCUAUCCUCAUGGGCUCCCAGUCCAGUGGGGGAAACAAACCCACCCCCAGGGAGUGGGAAGCCCAGAGAAAAUGUCUGAUUUAGCCUGGUGAUAGCUGAGACCAGAGGCAUGUGUAGGAGGGAGCAAAGGGGCAUUGUAGGCAAGGAGAACAGCCCGUGCAAAGGACUGGACGCGGGAGGGUGUGCUGCUUUUGAGGAACUAGAAAUGCGGUGUGCUAGAACAAAGAAUAGAAGAAAAUAAGAGGCUCCAAAGGCUGGAGAUUGGUGGGAGGCCGAGGGUGUAGGACCUUGUGAUUUUGAGCUGGAAGGGCAGUAGGGAGGUGGAAGAGAACUCCAAAGGCAGUGGCUAGAGAAAUCCAGGAAGGCCUCUCUUGACAGUGGAUAUAGGAGCUGACCUCCAAGGAGAGGUGGGGGUCCCCCAGAGGAGGUCCUGGGCAAAGGCCAGAGGCGUGACAGGGUCUGGAUCAUGCAGGGACUCCUUUUGCAGGCUGUGGAACUUGGUUUAUAUCCAGGGGCAAUGGAGAGCCAUGCAAGGAUUUUGAACAGGGAAAGGACAUGAUCUGAUUUAUGUUUUAUGUAUUAUUUAUCUAUGGCUGUUAUGUGGGGGUAUGAAUGAAGCAUGUUUUUUGGGAAUGUGUGUUUGUCUCCAACUUGGGGGCCAUUCCUGUCUGGGGGGGUGAGGACAGAAUGGGAAGUUUGUGUAUGUGUUGGGGGCAUAAAUCAUCCUCCAGCUUUGAAGAGCCCCAGUGUGCUCAGGACUGAGAUAGAAGGAGAUGUAGGGUUGGGUAGAUGGGCCUAGGGGAAUGAGAAGACUCUUCUGGGGGACAUAGAGGAGGAGGCACUGGAGUAGGGUUCUGAAGCAUGCAUAGGAGUUUACUGGGUGAGAAAAGGGAACAGCCUCUAUGAAGACAAAAGAGAGGCUGGUGUGUCUCAGGAGCUAUGUCUAGGUUUGGCUGGACUGUUGAUGGGAGGUGAGGAGGGCGCCAGAUGCAGAAGGUCUUGAAUUUCAUGCUGAGCAGCUUGGCUUUUUUCCUGGGGCUGAAGGGGAGCCACAGAAGGAUUUUGAGCAGGAAUGGGGCUUUGCUUUCAGGCUAGGCAGAGGGCUGACUGAGAACCUGGUGUGCUAAUCUUGCAGGAGAGGAUGAGUUCUGACUGGGGCAGGAACUAAGGAGGUGGAGAGACACAGAGAGCCCUAAGAGAUGUUUAUGGCAUUUCACUAAUGAGACUUGGGGACCAACUAGCUGGAUGCUGGGGUAGGGAGGAGUCAGGGAGACUUUCAGACUCCCCUUGAUCUCUCAUCCUUUCCAAUGCCUGUCACCCCAUGCCUACCAACAUGUUCCCCUAUCUAUUAAGAAACAAGCCACCGACCAUGUUCACACUUUAUUGUGCUCAGUCCUCAUACAUCCCGAUGAAUAAGAGGCAUCUGCUUAUGAAAAGCAGGGGAUUUUGUGGUUGGAUCUCUCUCUGUUCAGGAGAGCAUGGGUGUUGGAUCCAUGUUGGGUGGAAACAGGAGACCUUGAACUUAGGGAGGAACUUGGGGAAGGCAGACGGUGAGCUGGCCUCCAGCAGGCACUUGACAAAAAUGUACUUGUGUGAGCUUUAUAGUUUGGUUGAGGCUGGUAAGACUCUGGGAGGUCUGGUUACCUAGCCUUACUGAAUGGUUCUGCAUUUCCCAGACCAUGGCUCAGGGUCUGUUGUGAUGUUCUCCAGGGCUCUGGUCAGAGCUGAGGGAGAGCUGCUAACGUCAAUAUUCUGUCUUUUGUGCAUUUCCUCAUUCCUUCAUCCAGCAUUCCUCAGCCCUUGUCCAGCAGCAGGCCCUGUGCUGGGCAAUGUUGGGGAGGGUCCCCAAAAUGAGUUAGGCCCAGGCCCUGCCCUGUGGGCCUCCUCUGCUGCAGGGUGACAGACCUGGACACAGAUGGUUCUGGCCCAGAAAAAUGAAGAUUAUAAUGGAAAGUGAUAGCCUUGAAGAAGGGCACCUAACUCAACUGGGGGGCAUCAGGGAAGGCUUCUUGGAGGAGAUGGGGAAAUUUGCUGGUGGGAAGAGAGACUGUGCUUCAGACAGAGGGAGAAGCUUGUGCAAAGGCCCAGUUUCUGACAGACCUGCAAGGAACAGGGUGAUGUGAGACAAGAUGAGAUUUCAAAUGCCAGCGCCAAGCCCCCAGCACCGAAUCCUGCUGGACUUCCUUUUCUUGGACACGGAGUGCACAUAUGACUACCUGUUCGUGUAUGAUGGCGACUCCCCCCGUGCACCCCUGCUUGCCAGUCUGAGUGGGAGCACCCGGCCCCCGCCCAUCGAGGCUUCCUCAGGCAAGAUGCUGCUGCACCUCUUCAGCGAUGCCAACUACAACCUGCUGGGCUUCAACGCCUCCUUCCACUUCUCCCUGUGCCCGGGGGGCUGCCGUAGCCAUGGGCAGUGUCAUCCCCCAGGGGUGUGUGCCUGUGAGCCAGGCUGGGGGGGUCCUGACUGCAGCCUACAAGAGUGCUCAGCCUACUGUGGUAGCCAUGGCACCUGCGCCUCGUCCCUGGGACCGUGUCGCUGUGAGCCUGGCUUCCUGGGACGUGCCUGUGACCUGCACCUGUGGGAGAACCAGGGGGCUGGCUGGUGGCACAACGUGAGUGCUGGGGACCCCGCCUUCUCUGCCCGUGUCGGGGCAGCUGGUGCCUUUCUGUCCCCGCCAGGGCUGUUGGCCGUUUUUGGAGGCCAGGACCUCAACAGCGCCCUGGGUGACCUCGUGCUGUACAACUUCUCUGCCAAUACAUGGGAACGCUGGGACCUGAGUCCUGCCCCGGCUGCCCGUCACUCCCACGUGGCUGUGGCCUGGGCCGGCUCCCUGGUGUUGAUGGGCGGUGAGCUGGCUGAUGGCUCCCUCACUAGCGAUGUGUGGGCCUUUAACCCCCUGGGCGGGGGCCACUGGGAGCUCCUGGCACCACCUGCUUCCAGUUCCUCGGGGCCACCAGGCCUGGCAGGUCAUGCAGCUGCCCUAGUGGACGACAUCUGGCUCUAUGUGUCUGGCGGCCGCACCCAGCACGACCUCUUCUCGUCCGGCCUCUUCCGUUUCCACCUUGACAGCAUCAGUGGAGGCUAUUGGGAGCAGGUGAUUCCGGCAGGUGGGCGGCCCCCUGCCGCCACAGGCCACUCCAUGGUGUUCCAUGCCCCAUCUCGUGCCCUGCUGGUUCAUGGUGGACAUCGGCCCUCCACUGCCCGAUUCUCUGUGAGGGUGAACUCCACAGAGCUCUUCCACGUGGAUCGGCGUGUGUGGACAACCCUGAAGGGCCGGGAUGGGCUUCAGGGUCCACGGGAGCGAGCCUUCCACACGGCCAGUGUCCUGGGCAACUACAUGGUGGUCUAUGGGGGCAAUGUGCACACCCAUUACCAGGAGGAAAAGUGCUACGAAGAUGGAAUCUUCUUCUACCACCUCGGCUGCCAUCAGUGGGUGUCAGGGGCUGAGCUUGCUCCACCAGGAACCCCUGAGGGCCGAGCAGCACCUCCCAGUGGUCGGUACUCACAUGUGGCGGCUGUGCUUGGUGGCAGUGUCCUUUUGGUGGCUGGUGGAUACAGUGGCCGGCCUCGUGGGGACUUGAUGGCCUACAAGGUUCCCCCCUUCGUGUUCCAGGCACCUGCCCCGGAUUACCACUUGGACUAUUGCUCCAUGUAUACGGACCACAGCGUCUGCUCCCGAGACCCCGAAUGCAGUUGGUGUCAGGGGGCCUGCCAAGCUGCACCACCUCCUGGGACCCCCUCUGGAGCUUGUCCGGCUGCUAGCUGCCUAGGCCUGGGCCGCCUCCUAGGCGACUGCCAGGCCUGCUUGGCCUUCAGCAGCCCCGCAGCUCCUCCCCGGGGGCCUGGCGCCCUGGGCUGGUGCGUGCACAAUGAGAGCUGCCUCCCUCGGCCUGAGCAGGCCCGCUGCCGAGGGGAGCAGAUCUCAGGCACUGUGGGCUGGUGGGGGCCUGCACCUGUCUUCGUUACAUCCCUGGAGGCCUGCGUCACCCAGAGUUUCCUUCCUGGCCUGCACCUGCUCACCUUCCAGCAGCCACCCAAUGCCUCCCAGCCUGAUAAGGUCUUGAUUGUCCGCAGCACGACCAUCACUCUGACACCCAGUCCAGAGACCGAUGUGUCCCUGGUCUACCGCGGCUUCAUCCACCCACUGCUGCCGGGAGGGCCCGGCGGGCCAGGGGCUGAGGAUGUGGCCGUGUGGGCCCGGGCCCAGCGCCUACACGUCCUGGCCAGGAUGGCCCGUGGGCCCGACACAGAGAACAUGGAGGAGGUGGGACGCUGGGUGGCUCAGCAGGAGAAGGAGACAAGGCGGCUGCAGCGCCCAGGGUCUGCUCGUCUCUUCCCGCUGCCUGGCCGGGGCCACAAGUACGCGGUAGAGAUCCGGGGCCAGCUCAACGGCUCGGCGGGUCCUGGGCACAGCGAGCUCACCCUGCUGUGGGACCGCACUGGUGUGCCAGGAGGCAGCGAGAUCUCCUUCUUCUUCCUGGAGCCCUACCGCUCAGCGGCCUGCGCCUCCUACUCGUCCUGCCUGGGCUGCCUGGCGGACCAGGGCUGCGGCUGGUGCCUGACCAGUGCCACCUGCCACCUGCGCCAGAGUGGGGCCCACUGUGGAGUCGACAGGGCCGGUGGGUCCCUGCUGGUACUGGUGCCUGCCCUCUGCCCACUCUGUGAGGAGCAUCGCGACUGCCACGCCUGCACCCAGGACCCCUUCUGUGAGUGGCAUCAGAGCACCAACCGCAAAGGGGACGCGGCGUGCAGCCGGCGGGGCCGAGGUCGGGGUGCCCUGAAGAGCCCAGAGGAAUGUCCCCCGCUCUGCAGCCAGCGCCUGACCUGUGACGACUGCCUGGCCAACUCGAGCCAGUGUGCCUGGUGCCAGUCUACCCACACCUGCUUCCUGUUUGCUGCCUACCUUGCCCGGUACCCACAUGGGGGCUGCCGAGGCUGGGAUGACAGCGUGCACUCAGAGCCGAGGUGUCGGAGCUGUGAUGGCUUCCUGACCUGCCAUGAGUGUCUACAGAGUCACGAGUGUGGCUGGUGUGGCAAUGAGGACAACCCCACGCUGGGACGGUGCCUCCAGGGGGACUUCUCAGGGCCCCUGGGUGGGGGUAACUGUUCCCUGUGGGUGGGGGAGGGCCUGGGGCUGUCUGUGGCCCUCCCUGCCCGCUGGGCAUAUGCCCGUUGUCCAGAUGUGGAUGAGUGUCGCCUGGGCCUGGCACGGUGCCACCUGCGGGCAACCUGCCUGAACACGCCCCUCAGCUACGAAUGUCACUGCCAACGGGGCUACCAAGGUGAUGGCAUCACAUACUGCAACCGCACUUGCUUGGAGGACUGCGGCCAUGGUGUGUGUAGUGGCCCCCCUGACUUCACCUGCAUGUGUGACCUGGGCUGGACAUCUGACCUGCCCCCGCCCACGCCCGCCCCAGGACCCCCUGCCCCCCGCUGCUCCCGAGACUGCGGCUGCAACUUCCACAGCCACUGCCGCAAGCGGGGGCCUGGCUUCUGCGAUGAGUGCCAAGACUGGACGUGGGGGGAGCACUGCGAACGGUGCCGGCCUGGCAGCUUCGGCAAUGCUACGGGCUCAGGCGGCUGCCGGCCCUGCCAGUGCAACGGGCACGGGGACCCACGCCGUGGCCACUGCGACAACCUCAGCGGGCUCUGCUUCUGCCAGGACCACACUGAGGGUGCCCACUGCCAGCUUUGCUCCCCCGGCUACUACGGGGAUCCCCGGGCCGGUGGCUCCUGCUUCCGGGAGUGUGGGGGUCGCGCCCUCCUCACCAACGUGUCCUCAGUGGCACUGGGCUCACGCCGAGUUGGGGGGCUGCUGCCUCCAGGUGGUGCUGCAGCAAAAGCCGGGCCAGGCCUGUCCUAUUGUGUGUGGGUUGUCUCGGCCACAGAGGUUCUACAGCCCUGUGCCCCGGGGACCCUCUGUCCCCCACUCACCCUCACCUUCUCCCCUGACAGCAGCACCCCCUGCACGCUGAGCUAUGUGCUGGCCUUUGAUGGCUUCCCACGCUUCCUGGACACUGGUGUCGUGCAGUCAGACCGUAGCCUCAUUGCUGCCUUCUGCGGCCAGCGGCGAGACAGGCCCCUCACUGUGCAGGCCCUGUCUGGGCUGCUUGUGCUGCACUGGGAGGCCAACGGCUCCUCGUCCUGGGGCUUCAAUGCCUCGGUGGGCUCUGCCCGCUGCGGAUCAGGGGGCCCCGGGAGCUGCCCUGUCCCCCAGGAGUGUGUGCCCCACGAUGGGGAUGCAGGUGCUGGACUCUGCCGCUGUCCCCAGGGCUGGGCUGGCCCACACUGCCGCAUGGCUCUGUGUCCUGAAAACUGCAACGCCCACAAUGGGGCAGGGACUUGUAACCAGAGCCUGGGCGUGUGCAUCUGUGCUGAGGGCUUUGGGGGCCCCAACUGUGCCACGAAGCUGGAUGGCGGACAGCUGGUCUGGGAAACCCUCAUGGACAGCCGCCUCUCAGCUGACACUGCGAGUCGCUUCCUGCACCGCCUGGGGCACACCAUGGUGGAGGGACCUGAUGCCACCUUGUGGAUGUUUGGGGGCCUAGGCCUGCCCCAGGGGCUGCUGGGAAACCUGUACAGGUACUCAGUGAGCGAGCGGCGGUGGACACAGAUGCUGGCAGGAGCCGAGGACGGGGGCCCAGGCCCCUCACCCCGCUCCUUCCAUGCGGCUGCCUAUGUGCCCGCUGGCCGUGGUGCCAUGUACCUGCUGGGGGGGCUCACGGCUGGGGGUGUCACCCGAGAUUUCUGGGUCCUCAACCUCACCACCCUGCAGUGGCGGCAGGAGAAGGCCCCUCAGGCUGUGGAACUUCCAGCCGUUGCUGGUCAUACUCUGACCGCCCGCCGAGGCCUGUCUCUGCUCCUGGUGGGUGGCUACUCCCCUGAAAAUGGCUUCAACCAGCAGCUGCUCGAGUACCAGCUGGCAUCUGGCACCUGGGUAUCCGGAGCUCAAAGCGGGACACCCCCAACAGGUCUCUAUGGUCAUUCUGCGGUGUACCACGAGGCCACUGACUCCCUCUACGUGUUUGGGGGUUUCCGCUUCCACGUGGAGCUGGCAGCCCCAUCCCCUGAGCUCUACUCCCUGCACUGUCCUGACCGCACCUGGAGCCUUCUGGCCCCUUCUCAGGGGGCAAAGCCCCGCCCCCGACUUUUCCAUGCCUCAGCUCUGCUAGGCGACACCAUGGUGGUCCUUGGGGGGCGCUCGGACCCUGAUGAGUUCAGCAGCGAUGUGCUGCUCUACCAGGUCAACUGCAACUCCUGGCUCCUGCCUGACCUCACCCGCCAGGCCUCUGUGGGGCCCCCGAUGGAGGAGUCUGUGGCCCACGCUGUGGCGGCAGUGGGGGGCCGCCUAUACAUCUCCGGUGGCUUCGGGGGAGUGGCCCUGGGCCGCCUGCUGGCCUUGACCCUGCCCCCUGACCCCUGUCGCCUGCUGCCCUCCCCCGAAGCUUGUAACCAGUCUGGGGCCUGCAUCUGGUGCCAUGGGGCCUGCUUGUCCGGGGACCAGGCCCACAGGCUGGGCUGUGGGGCGCCCCCCUGCUCCCCAAUGCCUCGCUCCCCCGAGGAAUGUCGCCGUCUCCGGACCUGCAGUGAGUGCCUGGCUCGCCAUCCCCGGACCCUGCAGCCUGGAGAUGGAGAGGCAUCUCCCCCCCGUUGCAAGUGGUGUACCAACUGUCCUGAGGGCGCCUGCAUCGGGCGCAACGGGUCCUGCACCUCAGAGAAUGAUUGUCGGAUCAAUCAGAGAGAGGUCUUCUGGGCGGGGAACUGCUCGGAGGCUGCGUGCGGGGCCGCCGAUUGCGAGCAGUGCACCAGGGAGGGCAAGUGCAUGUGGACGCGGCAGUUUAAGAGGACAGGCGAGACCCGCCGCAUCCUCUCGGUGCAGCCUACCUAUGACUGGACAUGCUUCAGCCACUCUCUGCUGAAUGUGUCCCCAAUGCCGGUGGAAUCAUCGCCCCCACUGCCCUGCCCCACCCCCUGUCACCUCCUGCCCAACUGCACCUCCUGCCUGGACUCCAAGGGUGCGGACGGGGGCUGGCAGCACUGUGUCUGGAGCAGCAGCCUCCAACAGUGUCUGAGCCCCUCCUACCUGCCCCUGCGAUGUAUGGCCGGAGGCUGCGGGCGGCUUCUCCGAGGACCCGAGAGCUGCUCCCUGGGCUGUGCUCAGGCAACCCAGUGCGCUCUGUGUCUGCGGCGCCCCCACUGUGGCUGGUGUGCCUGGGGGGGCCAGGAUGGGGGUGGCCGCUGCCUGGAGGGUGGACUCAGCGGCCCCCGUGAUGGGCUGACGUGUGGGCGUACUGGGGCCUCCUGGGCCUUCCUGUCCUGCCCCCCUGAGGACGAGUGUGCAAAUGGACACCACGACUGCAAUGAGACACAGAACUGCCACGACCGGCCCCAUGGUUAUGAGUGCAGCUGCAAGACAGGCUAUACCAUGGACAAUGUGACAGGUCUGUGCCGCCCGGUGUGUGCCCAGGGCUGUGUGAACGGCUCGUGCGUGGAGCCCGACCACUGCCGCUGCCACUUUGGCUUCGUUGGCCGCAACUGCUCCACAGAGUGCCGCUGCAACCGCCACAGCGAGUGUGCCGGCGUGGGGGCCCGUGACCACUGCCUGCUCUGCCGCAACCAUACCAAGGGCAGCCACUGUGAGCAGUGCCUCCCGCUGUUUGUGGGUUCCGCAGUGGGAGGCGGGACCUGCCGGCCCUGCCAUGCCUUCUGUCGAGGCAACAGCCACGUCUGUGUCUCCAGGAAGGAGCUCGAAAUGGCCAGGAGGGAGCCAGAGAAGUACUCGCUGGAUCCGGAGGAGGUUGAAAACUGGGUGACAGAGGGUCCUAGUGAAGACGAGGCCGUGUGUGUAAACUGCCAGAAUAAUAGCUACGGGGACAAAUGUGAGAGCUGCCUCCAUGGCUACUUCCUCCUGGAUGGGAAGUGCACCAAAUGCCAGUGUAAUGGCCAUGCGGAUACAUGUAAUGAGCAGGACGGGACGGGCUGCCCAUGUCAGAACAACACAGAGACGGGCACCUGCCAGGGCAGCUCCCCCAGUGACCGCCGGGACUGCUACAAGUACCAGUGCGCCAAGUGCCGGGAGUCCUUCCAUGGGAGCCCACUGGGUGGCCAGCAGUGCUACCGCCUCAUCUCCGUGGAGCAGGAGUGUUGCCUGGACCCAACAUCCCAGACCAACUGCUUCCAUGAGCCCAAGCGCAGGGCCCUGGGCCCUGGCCGCACUGUCCUCUUUGGUGUGCAGCCGAAGUUCACCAAUGUGGACAUCCGCCUGACGCUGGACGUGACCUUCGGUGCCGUGGACCUCUACGUCUCCACCUCCUACGACACCUUUGUGGUCCGCGUGGCCCCAGACACAGGCGUCCACACCGUCCAUAUCCAGCCGCCCCCGCCCCCACCCCCACCACCUCCCCCUGCGGAUGGCGGGCCUCGGGGUGCCGGGGAUCUGGGGGGACCAGGAGCAGGGAGCGGGCAGGCCACUCCAGUGGAGCCACGGGUGCGGGAGGUGUGGCCACGGGGCCUGAUCACCUAUGUGACAGUGACGGAGCCAUCAGCAGUGCUUGUGGUCCACAGCGUGCGGGACAGGCUGGUCAUCACCUACCCGCAUGAGCACCACGCCCUCAAAUCCAGCCGCUUCUACCUGCUGCUACUGGGCGUGGGAGACCCAAGUGGGCCCGGUGCCAACGGCUCAGCGGACUCGCAGGGCCUGCUUUUCUUCCGGCAGGACCAGGCCCACAUCGACCUGUUUGUCUUCUUCUCCGUCUUCUUCUCCUGCUUCUUCCUCUUCCUCUCGCUCUGCGUGCUCCUCUGGAAGGCCAAGCAGGCCCUGGACCAGCGGCAGGAGCAGCGCCGGCACCUGCAAGAGAUGACCAAGAUGGCCAGUCGCCCCUUCGCCAAGGUCACCGUCUGCUUCCCGCCGGACCCUGCUGCCCCGGCCCCUGCCUGGAAGCCGGCUGGGCUCCCACCACCCACAUUCCGCCGCUCUGAGCCCUUCUUGGCACCCCUGCUGCUGACGGGGGCUGGUGGGCCCUGGGGACCUGUGGGAGGGGGCUGCUGCCCACCGGCCAUCCCCACCACCACUGCCGGCCUGCGAGCUGGGCCUAUCACCCUCGAGCCCACCGAAGAUGGUAUGGCUGGUGUGGCCACACUGCUACUCCAGCUGCCUGGCGGGCCACACGCACCCAAUGGCGCCUGCCUGGGGUCAGCCCUUGUUACACUGAGACACAGGCUGCAUGAGUACUGUGGGGGUGGCGGGGGUCCUGGGGGCAGUGGGCAUGGGUCUGGUAUAGGCCGGAAGGGACUGUUGAGCCAGGACAAUCUCACUAGCAUGUCCCUCUGACCCAUGCUGGUUCGCCUGAUGGGGCUGCCCUGAACUUGGGGCCCUUCUGUGUGGGGGCCCCUGAACAUUAUCCUCAGAGACCUCUGGUUUCCUUCCCCCAGGGAGAACCUUCUUUGUUCUUCAUUCAACAAUUAUUUAUUGAAUACCUA
This is a messenger RNA of Hipposideros armiger (great roundleaf bat), 11218 nucleotides long. It is a transcript of the gene MEGF8, whose product is annotated as multiple EGF like domains 8. Lineage: Eukaryota; Metazoa; Chordata; Mammalia; Chiroptera; Hipposideridae. The record is from RefSeq and is a predicted model, not a curated record. The transcript has 41 exons. Gene Ontology annotation, molecular function: calcium ion binding; protein binding. Bases 2868 to 11069 code for a protein of 2733 amino acids.